AGGAAAUUUUUUCAAGCAUUAAAUCUAACCUUCAUAUAAUAAUUUUCCUAUAGUGUACUAUGCGGAGCUCUACUAAUUGUUUAUUAUUAUAAUGACAUUGAUAUUAAAGAAUUUACAUUUAUUUCAAGUGAAUGGUGUCAACAGAGGGUGUGCUUGGAAAGAUGUUUGAGGAAAACUGGCAUAGAACACAUGAUGGCAAACAGUAUUUUAGUGGAAUUGUACGAAAUGGAAAAAGAAGAAUAUUUGGUUCUCUUGAAUCUCCAGCAUUACCAGCAGGCUUAAUUUAUGAUAAUGUUUCAUACAAGAUUUUUGUAUCAGGCAAAGCUGGUGUUGGUAAAACCAGUACUGUAGCAAAAUUAUCAGGACUUGCUGUUCCUAAGAGUCAUAUAGAAACACCUGGUUUGCAGACAUCAGUGGUGUAUUGGCCAGCAAAGCUUACUGAUGGAAGUGGCAAAGUGUUGAUGUUUAAAUUUCAAUUAUGGGAUGCAGGAGAAAAUAUUCUAAAGAAAUUUGAUCAUGUUUUGCCAGCAUGUACAAACAUUGUCAACACUAUGAUCGUAACAAUGGGACCGGGGCCCCUGUGUAUUUUUUAAACUGGGGGCCCUUUUUGGGAAUUCCAUCGAUGUGCAUUGUUAUUCUAAAUGUUUUUUAACGACGAAUAAAUGAUAUAAUAUGGAUCCAGAAAGUUGAGGCCAGGGGGGAAGUCUAUACCAAGAAGGUAAGAA
Anneissia japonica is the source of this 725-nucleotide messenger RNA. Its product is annotated as ciliogenesis and planar polarity effector 2-like. Gene Ontology annotation, molecular function: GTPase activity. The coding region runs from base 132 to 593 and encodes 153 amino acids. The record is from RefSeq and is a predicted model, not a curated record. NCBI's taxonomy places the organism in Eukaryota, Metazoa, Echinodermata, Crinoidea, Comatulida, Comatulidae. The transcript is spliced from 4 exons.